UCAGUAUAAUUUGGCAGUGAUGCGAUGAGCCACAACUUCUUCUCCUUGCCCUUCCUUCUCUGUUCUAUCUUGUUCUUCAUAACUAUUCUAAAACUGGUUAUAAGGAGCUUCAGAAGCAUAGUUCGUGGCAGAAAAGUGGUAAAGCUGCCACCAGGGCCAUGGAGGCUUCCGAUCAUAGGGAGCGUCCACCACCUGGGGGGCUCGCUGCCGCACCGUCGAAUGAGGGAACUGUCGGAGAAAUACGGGCCGUUGAUUCACCUGCAGAUGGGAGGGAUGUCAACGGUGGUGGUUUCUUCUGCAGAAACCGCAAAACAAGUGUUGAAAACGAAGGAUCAUAUAUUCGGUCAGAGGCCUCUUCUUUCAAUUUCUGAUGUUUUGUUUUACGGUCCCAGUAACAUCGUCAUGUCCCCUACUGGAGAUUACUGGAAGCUCAUCAGAAAGAUUUGCUCUCACCAACUGUUAAACGCGACGCGUGUAAGAUCAUUCCAAUCAGUGAGGGAAGAGGAAGCGUCAAGUUUGAUGAGAUGUUUAUAUGCAGAAGCUGGGUCUCCUGUGAACCUCACUCAGAAGAUUUUUGCAACGGCUUGUAGGAUUGCUUCAAGGUCAGCUUUCGGCGAGAAUAAUAUUAAGCACGACAAUGGCCGAGAAGAAGAAGCAAUGAUGUGGCUUUGUGAUGCGAUUACUUCAUUGUCACAUGGUAUCUCCGAUCUGUUUCCUUCACAAAAGUGGCUUCAGGUGGUCACCGGAGCCAGACGCAGGUAUGAGGAACUUCGUCAGAAAAUGGAUGUGGUUCUUGAAAACAUCAUCGCCGAUCACGAUGGUGCUGCAGGAGGACAAGGCGGAGAAGAAGAAAAAGACUGUUUACUCACUGUUCUCUUGAAUUUGGAACGUCGCGGUGAUUUGACCAUCGACAAUGUUAAAGCCGUCAUCUUGGAUGUGAUACUAGGAGCAUUCGAACCAGCAUCAAGACUAGUAGAAUGGGCCAUGGCAGAGAUGGUGAGAAAACCGACAAUAAUGAAGAGAGCACAAGAAGAAGUGAGACAAGUCUUCAAGACCAAGGGAUAUAUUGAUGAAACAAGUAUUGAAGAACUGGAAUACCUCAAAGGAGUGAUCAAAGAGACUUUAAGACUCCAUCCUCCAGCUCCUCUUCUGGCUCCCAGAGAAUGCACAAAGACAUGUGAGAUCAGUGGCUUCACAAUACCAAAGGGAACCCAAGUGCUUGUAAAUGUUUGGGCCAUUGGGAGAGAUUCCAAGUAUUGGAAUUCAUCAUCUUCAUUGUCUGAUGCUGAAGAGUUUGUUCCUGAAAGAUUCAUGAAUAGUUGUGUUGAUUACAGAGGGUCCAACUUUGAGUACAUUCCAUUUGGUGCAGGGAAGAGAGUGUGUCCUGGGAUGUUAUUUGGUCCUGUUGUUGGAGAGAUUCUUCUGGCAAACUUGUUGUGUUAUUUUGAUUGGGAUCUUCCCUCUGGAACCACUCCAAAAACCCUAGACAUGACUGAACUUAUGGGCUCAACUGUGAGAAAGAAAGAUAAUCUCAUCCUAAUUCCUAUUCCUCAUCGUAAUUAAUCUUGUGUGCAAGUAGUUGAUGAAUGACCUUUGGAAAGAGCUUGAGAAUAAGUUAGGUUGUAUAGUUAUGGAUGGCUAUACAAAUCUUGUGAAAUAAAUGCGUAUAUGUAAUAUUUACUUUGACGAUGGUGUAUUAAUAUCAAUGGUUCAAAAUGAAAUUAUAUAUCCUAAGUAGCAGAUUGCGGAA
Messenger RNA from Prosopis cineraria, 1750 nucleotides. RefSeq names its product cytochrome P450 71D11-like. The transcript is spliced from 3 exons. The coding region runs from base 25 to 1563 and encodes 512 amino acids. The record is from RefSeq and is a predicted model, not a curated record. Gene Ontology annotation, molecular function: monooxygenase activity; oxidoreductase activity, acting on paired donors, with incorporation or reduction of molecular oxygen; iron ion binding. Lineage: Eukaryota; Viridiplantae; Streptophyta; Magnoliopsida; Fabales; Fabaceae.